AACCCUUUAGACGUUGCAGUUGUUUAUUAGCUUUCGCCUGGGUGGUGCUGUUGCUUCGUUUCAUUUCUAUUUCUUACUUCCUAAUAUUUUCUUAUUUUCUUCUUCUUAGACCACCGAAUCUUCAGUGUAUAGUCCUUACACCUAUCGCUUUUGUCAUUCUUUUUUCAAUAUAUAUAUAUAUAUAUAUAUUUAUAUAAAUUAUAUUUUGUAUAAAAACUAAAAAAGAGAGAGAGAGAAAUAUGGCGAGGAGACCGGACGAGGAAUACGAUUACUUGUUCAAAGUGGUAUUGAUCGGCGAUUCGGGGGUAGGGAAAUCGAAUCUCCUCUCCCGAUUUACUCGCAAUGAAUUCUGCCUGGAAUCCAAGUCCACCAUUGGGGUUGAAUUUGCAACCCGUACCCUCCAGGUUGAAGGAAGAACUGUGAAAGCUCAGAUAUGGGAUACAGCAGGGCAGGAGCGAUAUAGAGCAAUAACCAGUGCCUACUAUAGAGGUGCCCUUGGAGCCCUUCUAGUGUAUGAUGUCACAAAGCCAACAACCUUUGAAAAUGUAAGCCGGUGGCUGAAGGAGUUAAGGGAUCAUGCAGACUCGAACAUUGUAAUAAUGCUGAUUGGAAACAAGACUGAUUUGAAGCAUCUACGAGCAGUAGCUACCGAGGAUGCCCAGAGCUACGCGGAGAAAGAAGGCCUAUCAUUCAUUGAAACAUCAGCUUUGGAAGCAACUAAUGUUGAGAAGGCGUUCCAGACAAUUCUUGGGGAAAUAUACAGGAUAAUUAGUAAGAAGUCAAUCUCUUCGGAUGAGUCAGCGCCUGCAAGCAUUAAAGAGGGCACGACUCUUGUGGUUGGGGGAUCCGAGGCCAACACAAAGAAGCCUUGCUGCUCUUCAUCCUGAGAUUGAGCUUUAUUGAAAAACUUGCAUCAACUUGCACGACCAUUUGUUUUACCGUGUCUUGUUGGUUUUUGUUUUCAUUUGCAUUUGCUUUGUUUCUUUGGUUUUUCAUAUCCUCUCUCCCUUAAAUAUUUUAUGAGACCAUAAGUAUAUAUAUCUUAUUUUCUUGUUUGUUGUUCGGAUUGACAA
Ziziphus jujuba (common jujube) is the source of this 1073-nucleotide messenger RNA. RefSeq names its product ras-related protein RABA2a. Gene Ontology annotation, molecular function: GTPase activity; GTP binding. NCBI's taxonomy places the organism in Eukaryota, Viridiplantae, Streptophyta, Magnoliopsida, Rosales, Rhamnaceae. The coding region runs from base 240 to 887 and encodes 215 amino acids. The transcript has 2 exons. Gene Ontology annotation, cellular component: endosome. The record is from RefSeq and is a predicted model, not a curated record.